This is a messenger RNA of Symbiodinium sp. CCMP2456, 7782 nucleotides long. The record is from the annotation of a GenBank genome assembly. Lineage: Eukaryota; Dinophyceae; Suessiales; Symbiodiniaceae.
AUGCAUGGCAAACUCACGCCAUGGGCCCUCGGCAAGCUUCCAGUCAACAUCCCAGAUCCAGCCUCACGAGGCAUUUCUCUGCUACAGGUGCAGGAACUCUCGGAGUUCAUCCAGAGGCUAUGCAAGACCGGCCUCUUGCAACAUCGGGACAACGAGUCCGAUUGGUUACACUGGGAGGACAUCCUCAUGGAAGACAUGGCUUCAUACAUCCUGAAGCCUGCCAUACGAUACCUCGCAGCGGACAUCAGCAAAGAUGUUGCAACCAAUGAUUUGCCACCUGAGUAUGCCUGGAGCUGGAUAGAGAUCGUGGCGUACGGACCACAAGAUCCCAAAGUGUUUGUGUCUUUCAGUUUGCACAGCGGAUUUCGUGACUUCAUGGGCAGCGUACAUCAUCUGGCUGAUGACCAGGGCAUGACAAUCCGAGACAACAUGUGGAUUGGCAUGUUUGCUCGGGAGGAAAGUGCUCCAGCCCACGUCUUCGAUUUGCUAAACUCCCCUGUCUUCAGUGCUUUCGGCAAGUCCGAGGCAACAGCCCUGUUUCUGGACGAGCAUGCCAGCAUCUUGGAGAGAAGUUGGUGUAUUUUCGAGAUGGCCAUCAUCACCGACACGGCUACAAGUCGCAGGCGAUGGAAGCUGCGGGAAGAGCUCGCUAGAGAGGAGGGAUGUAGCAUCUUUAAUGUCAACGAGGAGAAGGUGUUGCAAGUUGAGAAGGAGCGUUUCGUGGAAUACCGAGCGCCAAGUUCGGACGACAUCUUCCAAUCCGAAAAUUGUCGUUUGGAUUGGCAGGUGAGGUCUGAGCUGGCCGGGGGUGGUGAUCCAUUCUCGGUUCCUUGGGAAGAGGUGCGGGAAAGGAUUCGGUUGAUGAGGCAAGGAGGAGGUAUUGAAACCAAGCCCUUGCUGCUCUGCACCCCCGACGGCUUGGUCGGCACCAGACGUGCAACCUCAGUUCCUGUCCUACAUGCCCUUCUACACUCCUUCUGCUGCAGCAAAACGGAUGCCGCCAGCAAGGCUGAACGACGGCUAGUCAUGAACUACAUUGCAAACUGCUACUGUGAAGAUGACAGAAGCAGUGCAAAUUUGUUGGAUGGAAUUCGCACUGACGGCGACGUGUACGAACUGGAGAAUGGCGAGACUGUGUCUGAAGCACGGCGACUGGACGGCUCUCCUGAGUACCAGCAUGAGCACAGUCUUGUCACCAGCAAUGAGCACACCGCCGUCAAGUUCAAGAUCCUCGACCACAGCAUUCGACAGGAAUGCAGAAAAGCUCUCGAAGCCCGUGGAGUCAAGGAGAGCUUCGACAACUGGAACAACUUCUUCGACUUGAAAAGAGUUUGCAACGUCAUGCCACCUGAGCAUCGUGCGCUCACUUUGUCACAGCUUCGGAUUCUUGCCAACAUGCUUCGUAGGCGCUUGGUGGAAUUUGGAGGUCUGCCUGCGUGGUACAAAGCCAGCUCCAGAGACCUCUGGAACAAGGACAAGGAGCUUCACGUUCUUCGUGACAUCCUUCCCGUCAACAGCUCCUUCUCGGAGUGCUUUCAAACACAGCGCCAGCUGCCCGACACCUACGUCAUAUGUCCUGAGGACGUGAAGUUGGUGGCCUUAUUCAGCGCAAUAGAAAGACAUGCAGAGGCACACCUUCUUCCGGAGAAGACGACCUACUACGUGGAUGCUUUGUGUAGAAGGCGUGGCGAGCUGGAGAAGUCAGCCAACGAGUCCGCAGAGAAGACCCAGCGCCUCUUGUCAAACACUGGCAGAGGCGUUCUGCUCAUCCUUGACCAGCCGACGAGCCUUACCUGGCGGCACAAUGUUGCCAGUCUGUGGUGCUUGUACGAGCUGUUCUUUGCAGACAGACAGGGUCUUCUGUGGGACGUGGCUUGUGGAGAGGGUAUCGUGGCAAUGCGAGCUCCGCUAUCCACGAAGCGAUGGGUUUUUGGUCAGUUCGACUCUGCGAUCGCCUGGAAUUUGUCAUCAAUCCGGGUGAAAGCAGAAGCUGCCAGAUGUACAGUAACAGAGGAGAAGGACAUCUUGCUGUCAAAGCUGAUGGAAUUCGGAAAGAAUUGCAUCACAGAGUUCGAGCAGAAGAUGACUGCCAAGGUCCCGGCCAGAAUGCUUGGGCCCGUGCUGCGGAAGGCGGCGUGCAUGAGGGACAACCAGGACUUCGAACGCUUGCGUGAUGCCUGUGACAUCAUGGCAAAGCUGCGAUGCAGUGGGGCGCACAUUAAUCUGGCGAGUCUCGAGGGCGGCUUCGGGGAAUCGGCAUUGCACAUUGCGGCAGCAGCAGCUGUGGAUGGCAGUGCUAGGUGUGCCAGAGCUGUUGAGAUGCUCGUGCGUAUGGGCAUGGACGUGAAUGCCCAGGACGAUGCCGGCGAGACGCCCCUGCACUGGGCUGCCAUGACAGGCCGAGCAUGGGCCACUGGAUUUCUUCUUCGCAACGGCUCCGAUCCGCUGCUCGCGAGUUGGUCGGGUUUCCGGCCCUUUGACGUUUGUUGCACAGGGCCAGCCGCAUUCCUGGGAGUGGAUUCGAAGCUGCCUGGCAGAAUUCUUGACAUCGUCGAGGCACAAGGUGAAGCGAAGGCAAGGCCACUCGCAGCCAUGGGUUUCAAAUAUGUCUUUAUUCCAGCAUCGGCCAGUGAUGACAUGCAGGAGCUCGACUUCGAAAAAGAUGUUGCGACCUUGGAGGAGGACACCUUCCGCACGUUCGUCGAGAACUUCUUUGCUCGAGCUGGCGCUACCGCUGACCGUGGGGUGCUGUUGCAGCAGCUGAAAGAUCGGACCGGCGUCGACAUCCAGGAGAAGACAGACAAGGGCGAGAUGCCAAACGAGAUGCUGGACAAGCUGCUCUCUGCCAGCAGCGUCGAGAUAUUCCCAGUGCAGCUUCCGACGAAGGAGACCGGGUUCCAUGCAGUUAGUGUGUACCUUGAUGACAAGGGUGUGGCCAAGAGCCUGGAGGAGAACGUGCGCGUCUCCGGCCUUGUGCAAGCAUGUGGAUACCCCGGGCAGACGUUCAGAGGGGACUGCUUUGUCGGACGGGUGUUCGACGACACCCAGGAUGAGUGGAGGAGGAUGGACUUCACCCUCAAGGAUUGCAGCACUGAUGCUGAUUGGAUCCAGCAGACGAAGCUUCAGCGUGCCAAUAGGAAGCCAGGCGACCUGAAGAACCUGGCGAACAGCAUUGGUGCCAAUAAUCCUGCUCAGAUUAAUCCCUCCAUGAUGGCAGAGACUCCGCAGGGUGAGACUGCAGACUAUUCUUGGAAGCAGUCAGAAGACGAAGUUGAGGUCACCUUCAAGCAGGAAGGCUUGCAAAAAGGCGACAAGAAGUACGUAAAGGUCGCCUUCGGACGCAAACGGCUGAAAGUGUCAGUCAAGGACCAGGUCGUUAUCGACUCGCCCUUGGCCGGCAACACGACCGCAGAUGAGUGUGACUUUGGUAAAGGAAGACGGAGGAGACACCUGGCCACGCUGUCAGUUGACCAGUUUUGCACAAACGGCCUUGUACAGCUGGGCAUGUUUCGUAGAGAAACUUUAAGCAACAUCGAGGAUCUCUUCUUCAUCGCUGGCGGAUUUUUCGGCGCGUUCGCUACUGGAAUCAAGUGUCUGCUUGUGUCGCGCAUGCUCUCCGGCAUCGCCCUGGGAAUUUCCGCCAUUGCAGCCCCAGUGUACAUUGCAGAGGUCUCUCCUGUUGAGCAGCGGGGCCUACAUGCCGCCAAGCAUGGCCUAUACAUUGCCGUAGGACUUCUGUGCGCCGAGCUGAUAGGGCUCCCACAGGAUCCUCCUGGCAACGGCCUAACCGAAACCAACAGAUGGUUCUGGCGAGUCAUCCUUGGGCUACCGAUUUUGGCCGGAGGGUUCCAGUACGUGCUUAUGAAGUUCGACCUCCCCAUCGACCCGGCAUUGUACUUGGUGCGGCAGGGCCAAAUGGAAGAAGCCAGGAUGAUGCUGUACAAAACAUAUGGGCUGUCAGCACCGGAGUCGUCUGCCGGGCUGGAACAGGUCCGAGUUACAAAGCUCGAGCUGAAGUUGAAGGACCUCGCAGUCGUUGCAGCAGAGGCCCAGGCCGCCAAGCGGAUCACGGUCGUUCAGGCACUGCAAGAUCGGUACCUGCGCUGCUCCAUAAUGGUGGGCUUUUUCCUUGCGUCCUACCAGCAGCUUACGGGAAUUAAUGCACUUAUGGCAUACUCUAAUGGCCUUUUUGCACAAGCUGGAAUUCCCGACAAUGACCUUACGCUGGCAUCUGUUGGGAUGUGCAUCGCCAACGUGCUCGUCUCUGUUUGGAGCACCCAGCUCGUGGAUAACAUGGGCCGGCGUUCCUUACUGCUCUACGGCUGCGUCACCCAGAGCCUAGCCAUGGCAUCUAUGGUGUACGUGGUGCAGUUCUUGCCUCUGGUGGUGCAGGGAAUUAGCGCCUUCAUCUUUUUCAGCUUCUUCGUGGUCUCCUGGAACUUCGGACUCGGAGCCAUCACGUGGCUAUGGCUCUCGGAGAUUUACCCGUCGGAAAUUAGAGGACCUGCGCUUUCCGCAUGCGGAGUCAUCAAGUGGCUGAGUUGCUUCUUCGUGGUGCUGAUCGCACGGUUCCUGAACCUGCAUUCGUCGUGCUUGCUGUUCGGGUCUCAAAGUGCCUGGAAGACCCUGCCAUCCCCAAGUCGGGGUGGCUUCGCAGUUCUGGGCAGGCCAAUAAGGCAUGCGCUCAAGCAGCCGCUUUCAGCUGAGGCGGCGUUUCGCUGGGCAGUGGUUGGAUGCAGCUGCAUCUCACUCCGACCUCGCUUGAUACAAGGCCGACGAAGCUGCAUGCAGGUGCGACAAACAAAGGAGACAGAAGAGGAACGACAGCGACUGGACCAGGAAGCACGCGAGGGCAUGCAAGAGUACAUGAAGCUCAUACAGGAGCUAGCGGAGGGUGGGAACAUCCGUGCCCAAAAAACCGCAUGGAAAUGGGACAUACGGCAACGUGUGUGGAAUUUCUUGGAAGACAAUGACCUGGCCGAUUUUCCGCGACCUGUUCAUCAUCGCAUCCCGAACUUUCAGGGCUCUGCGCGAGCUGGGGAGCGCCUGGCGGAGCUGCCUGAGUUCAUUGACGCGAAGAUCGUGAAAGUGAACCCAGACACGCCACAGAAGUCUGUUCGAGUCGCAGCGCUGCGCUCCCGGAAGAUCCUCUAUGUACCUCAGCCACGUCUCAGGACAGGCUUCUUUUCACGGAUUGAGCCUGGAACUGUCCCACCUGACAAGUACAACUUUGCAGCAACGGCACGCGGAAUGAAGCAGCUUGCAGACCCCAUGGACUUGGAUGAUAAGACAAAGAUCGACGUUGUAGUCGUGGGGUCGUCAGCUGUGCAUCCUGAAUCAGGAAUCCGUGUUGGCAAGGGUGAAGGCUUCGCAGAGUUGGAGUAUGGCAUCAUGCGCCAGCUAGGCAUGAUCGAUGAAUCAACGCCGAUCAUCACCACUGUGCAUGAUAGCCAAGUUAUCACUGAUGACUUCCCGCCUAAGGGCAAGGGCAUGAUGAAGCACGAUGUGCCAGUGGACAUUAUUGUCACACCCACUCAGACCAUUUACGUGGACAAGGCGAAGCAGCCCAGCAAGCCAAAGGGCAUUUACUGGGAUUUGUUGUCUCGAGAGAAGUUGGCGACCAUCCGGGUCUUACAGGACUUGAAAGCGCGAAUCGAGAACCAGACCGGUAUACAGCUGGAGCUGGCGGAGCAGGAGGAGGCUCUGCCUCCGCUGGCGAAGCGCGGGUCUCCCCGAAAGAACGCGCCUCCAAAGAAGCCCCAAACCAAGGAGAAGGAGAAGGAGACCGUGGCCCAGACCCCUGGGCUCAAGGGUCGGCUCCGCAGGUCAUGCGCAACCGAUGUGUUCUUUCUGACUUCCUGCACUCGCCAUUCUGUGGAUGCUAGAAGUAUGCUCGGUUCCGUGAGUGCCCUGGGCGUGCUCGGAAUUUACCUCUGGGUCCUGGAGACCAAAGGCUGCGACAUGGAGGACAGUCCAAUGACGCCGCGGAGUGAGAGAUCGAGCUCAAGUUUACUGGGAGGAGGCACUUCUCCUGCCAGUCCGCGUCAGGAGCAUUUGAUGGGCGUGGCAGAACGUGAAGAGGAAGAAGAGGACGAGGAAGAAACAGCAGUUCCGAGGGUCUACCAGCAGGCAAACGCUUCCUGCGGCCCUGUGAAGACCGCCGGGCUGGAGGCGAUGAGGAUCACUCGAGAUGGCGUGGAGGAUACGCUCCUUUAUGAAAUCAUGUAUUUCUCGCCUGUUGAGCUGGGAGAUGAGCGCUACACAAACAAGUUGUACUUCCAGACGGAGAUCUACCACCGGAAGUGGCCGACCUUAAUGGCCGACCGUAUGGCUCACCAAAUAGAGAAGCUGAAGCAUUGUGAGAUGGGCAUCGUCGCGUUCGACGACGAGUUCAAGCAGAACCACAGAGAGGCGGUCCUCACCCACUGCAAGAUGGCGUUGGCUUACCUCGACGCACGCGAGGCCCGCAUCGCGAUGAAGUUGUGCGAGCAGUGCAUCCCAGCCACAAAGUCGAGCGAGCCGCGGCUUCAGACGGACCCUGAUGCAGACUUCGACUUCAUGAGGAUCAUUGCCCUCUCGGUGCUGGCCUGCGCCGCGCGAAGGAUCAAGUUCUUUCAGAAGGCCAUCGAUGCUCUUGGAGAAGCAAAGAGCCUCUGCCUUGCCGGGGGAGAUACCGUGCAGCAGCAUCCCUUGCUCAUUGCUCUGACGCUUCUGAACCUUUCAGCAGUUCUGGGUGAUAUCGACCACGACGAGCAUGGCUUGCGCUGGGGCUUGGAGGCCUUGGGUCUGAUGUACAAUGUCUUCUCAAACGUCGAACUUCCCGAGAUGGUCCAGGCCUACUAUCUGGCCCUGGCCUGCCACAAUGCUGCGCUGCUGGAUGUGAAGCUGGGUCGCUGGGCAGAAGCGCAGGAGCUGGCGGACGAAGGCAUCGAGUUCACCAAGGUGCUUGGCGAGAACGAUGACCACUUGAGAAGCAAGCUCAUCAGCAUAGGUGCCCAAGCCAAGCACGUGCCAGAGGGUUUCUUGUCAGAGGCGGUGAAUGCUCUAAACGGCUGGGGAGAGGAGCGGGGCGUCUGGAACCUGAGCUUCUGGGACUUCAGUAUGCCAGAGAUCCAGGAAGUCAUCAGGGUUCUGGAGAGCACCGUGACCCUGAACAAGCUCGUCAUGGAUCAAAAAGAUGAUGACAGGCGCUACGAGCUUUCGCUUGAAAAUCGCAACCUGGUGCAGCUGAUGAUGGCGGUUGUGAGCUGCCACUGCUUGGAAACCGUCACCAUCUCAGGAACUGAUUAUCGUCCGAGAAAGGUGUGGAGGCGUGUGAAGAGGCGUGGCUUCUUGGAGACUUCCUGGUAUGCCUCUGCCCUUAACUUUUCGGAUGUGUGGGGCGGCGGCUCUCAAAUGCCGGAGACUGGCCCCUAUCAAGGGCUCAUCGCAGACAUCAACCACUUCUCCAAGAGGCUAGUCAUGGCUCUGCUCAUCGUUGCGAACGAGACAGAUGGAAUCGACCUGUCAGACAAUGGCAUCAAUGCUGUGAGCGUCAGCAUGCUGGCUGAUGCACUGAACCAUCCGGAGAGGCUGUCACGCACACGCGCGUGCCGGUCUCUCGUGUUGCGGAACAAUGACCUGGACCCAGCAGCGGCUUCCGUUCUUGCGAGAAUUUGGGACUCGGUGCAGCAGCACGACGAGGGCAAGGAGACCCCAGACACCGACGGCGACGGCUUCGAGGAUGAGGACGAGGAAUAUGAUCCCGAUGCGGACCCUGAGAGGGAGGUGCGGCCGAGCUAG